GUGUCAUUCGAUGAUGUGGCUGUGGACUUUACCCAGGAAGAAUGGCAGACAAUGGACAAUACGCAGAGGACCCUGUACAGGGAGGUGAUGCUUGAGACCUAUAACAAUCUGCUGUCCUUGGGGUACUCCAUGACAAAGCCUGAUGUGAUCUUCAAGUUGGAGCAAGAAUCAGCACCAUGGACAGUGGAGAAAUCUGUCAAGCAGAGACUUCCAGAUUCCCACAGAAAGAAUGAGCUGCUUGCAACUAAUCAGAAAGAUCAAGAAAUAAUCUUCAGGCAAGUUGUAAUCACAAAAUUAUAUAAUAACCUAAGGAAAGCCACAGUGCCACAAAGAUGCUUAGUAUUAUCUCUGACCAUAAUUGAAACAUGA
Messenger RNA from Ochotona princeps (American pika), 369 nucleotides. RefSeq names its product zinc finger protein 334-like. The record is from RefSeq and is a predicted model, not a curated record. Bases 52 to 369 code for a protein of 105 amino acids. Gene Ontology annotation, biological process: regulation of DNA-templated transcription. Lineage: Eukaryota; Metazoa; Chordata; Mammalia; Lagomorpha; Ochotonidae. The transcript is spliced from 3 exons.